UUCACGGUGCUGCAUUUUGACCCGGAAGAUCAAUAUACUGUGUGUGUGUUAUGGAAAUAGGCGUUGUGGCAGUAGGUACAUCGUAUGUACUCGGCCGGCCGUAGAACGUACGUGCACAAAAGUGAGUGACCGAUACACACGUCGAAGUGAACUUCAGCCAAUAUUUGUUUGCCAUUUUUACCGCAUUUUCAGACAGAUAAGAACACCACAAUGUUCACUGGUACUUAAAACAGUAUCAACUGUGUCCAUGGAUUAAUUUGUAACGGUUUGAUCGGUUGUUUUUGGAGGCGUUUUCUUGCCCUUGGAUUUACCAUGUGUCAAAUUCGGAAUGGCUGCUGAUGUCCGAGCGCGGAUUUCCAGCAGUACCGGCAGCAACCCUCCAUUUAGCAGGACAUUUCAUCAACAUCGACCGGCAAAACGGACGUUGAGUCGCCCGAUCGCUUUUCGUGGAUUUAUCGUCACCAAUCGUUGUGGAUUUUUACGGUUCCUCUGACAUCAUCUGUGGCUCCUGUGUGUGCCUCUACUCUCGAGGUUUUCUCUACCCAAGCCGUCCCGUCGACCGGGGUGUGGGGGUAGUUUUUAGCGAUUUUAACAAUGCGUGUUUAUAUGAUAAUGGGGACAGUAGUUUACAGGACACAUCGAUCCUGGUUGUCACGGCUAUUCCUUCUAUGUAUUACCCUUUUUAUGGUCUGGACAGUUCUUCUUUCACUGCAGUUAAAAAGUGUUUUUGAAGUUCCCGUCAACCGUGGCCCUCUACAGCAGCACACACACAUCCUCGGUGUGCUAAGGGAAGAAACGAGGGGAAGUCGGGCGGAGAGGGGUAUAAAGGAGAACUCAGCAGAAAAUACCAGAUGCCUUUUUAGAAGAGGAAAGACGUCGUUAGAAAAAGAAGGAUCCAGCACAGCUUUUAAUGUUUGUACAGAGCCAACGUUUGCCAGUCCAGACGACAGAGUGCAAGUCAAUUUCUCAGGUGUUUCGAUAGACUUUAUAAACAGGAAGAUCCUAAACAAUCGAACUUUUGCCAAAAUACGGCGUUUUAACCGAGAGGCGCAGAGCGCCCUCGACGAAACAAGGCGGAAAAACCUGAAAGAUGUGAUCAGGCGUUCAAAGACGUGUUUACGAGGUUCCAUUGAUGUGGAUGAUUAUAUAUACACACCAGGAGGCCACUGGAGGCCCAGGAAUUGUGAACCGCGAUGGAAGGUAGCAGUUAUAGUUCCGUUCCGGGACCGAUUUACACAACUACCUAUCUUCCUCCGUCAUUUAGUGCCCUUUCUAAAAGCUCAACUCUUAGAGUUUGGUAUUUAUGUCAUAGAGCAGAAUAAUAAGGAACCUUUCAAUAAAGCGUUCCUUAUGAAUGUAGGAUUUUUAGAGUCGCUACGAUUCAACGAAUGGGAUUGCUUCGUUCAUCACGACGUGGACCACAUACCACUCAGCUAUGCAAAUUACUACGGCUGUGGUCAGAUGCCUCGCCACUUCAUGUCCGGCGAGGAUACUUGGGAUUACAAAAUAUUGUAUCCGGACAUCUUUGGCCAAGUCUUUGGGGUGACCAAGAAGCAGAUGGAGGUGAUCAACGGCUUCCCCAAUGUUUACUGGGGCUGGGGCGUGGAAGACGACGCCAUCUAUGGCCGCAUCCUACUGCAUGGCUACAAUAGAACACGCCCCGUAGGGGAGGUGGGCUUCUAUAAUACGAUACGACAAGAUCAUAAGCAGGCAGAGAGCAACAAAGUUAGGCACUGUCUUCUAAGGCAUGGUAGGGAACGCGUAGAUAGUGACGGUCUGUUCAACAUCUGGUAUCCGGUGCCCCAUGUGACCCUGGAGCCGCUGUACGUCAACGUCUCAGUGGACAUCAGAGAUCUUCCCUGGAACACAACGUGGACGUCUUGUCAGAACAAUGCCGUUUCCAAUGCUCUGGGCACGCUAGAUUUCUUCUUCAAUACGUUCCUCGGAUUUAAGCACUUCUUUAAGAAGUAAAACACCCUUCCCCCAUCCCCCCCCCCCC
Asterias rubens (European starfish) is the source of this 1999-nucleotide messenger RNA. RefSeq names its product beta-1,4-galactosyltransferase 6-like. NCBI's taxonomy places the organism in Eukaryota, Metazoa, Echinodermata, Asteroidea, Forcipulatida, Asteriidae. Bases 595 to 1971 code for a protein of 458 amino acids. Gene Ontology annotation, molecular function: UDP-galactose:glucosylceramide beta-1,4-galactosyltransferase activity. Gene Ontology annotation, biological process: carbohydrate metabolic process. The transcript has 8 exons. The record is from RefSeq and is a predicted model, not a curated record.